Messenger RNA from Ostrea edulis (European flat oyster), 4819 nucleotides. RefSeq lists its product as uncharacterized. NCBI's taxonomy places the organism in Eukaryota, Metazoa, Mollusca, Bivalvia, Ostreida, Ostreidae. The coding region runs from base 44 to 346 and encodes 100 amino acids. The transcript is spliced from 3 exons. The record is from RefSeq and is a predicted model, not a curated record.
UACCACCGUUUUCUUUUUACUUACUGUUACAUUGUGGUGGAAUAUGGAAGCAGAUGAUCAAGGAGAAACAGGCAGGUCUGUCGGUACAAAAUGUGACAGAGAUAAUUCUGACCAGCAAGAAUCCAGAGGCAAAGACAAAUCAAAGGUUUCUGCAACACAGUCUGAUUAUGCUGCACAUAAAGGUGAAGGCUAUGACCCCUCUGACCCCGGACUUCGUCCAAGCCUUCUUGAGGAAGUUCUAGCACAGAAAAAACUGGAGCUAAUGAGAUCCCCAGAAGUCAUGAGAUUCCUUCAGAGUCAACAAGCACAGAAGACAGAGAGGGGCAAAACUCAAAGCAAGGAGUAGACAGAGGCUGGAUCAUCCAUUAAGUCAUUCAUUCCUUGCUCUUUUUUUUUUUUUUGGACCUGUGUUUCAUUGUGAAUUGAAAAAUUGACUUGGAGACAAAGCUGAACAUAUGCAUUGUGUGCUGUUACAUUUUAAUGAUGAUUCUUAAAACUGUUUCAUAAUGACUCGAAAAUCCCAGAUAGAUUUUCUAUGACGUAUUUUUUUGUGUGUUGGAAGAUUAAUAUACGCAUGGAAAAAAAGUCUUCUUUUUUUUCUCUUAGCCUAAGCAUGUGGAUUGGUUCCUUACUAUAAGAUCAGGAUAUAGGGCUCACGGCGGGUGUGACUUGUCGACAGGGAAUGCUUACUCCUCCUAGGCACCUGAUCCUCUGGUAUAUCAAGGGGUCCGUGUUUGCCCAACUAUCUAUUUUGUAUUGCUUAUAGGAGUUAUAAGAUUGAUCACUGUUCGUUAUCUUUCCCCUUUCAUAAAUAGCAGUUUUCAUGUUUGACGUUAUUUUUUUAAGAGCAUCACUUGAUCUCUUAAAACGUGAAACCACUAUCAGUAAAUGUAUUCAUUAUCAUUCUUUUUCAAAGAUAAGAUAUGAUAUUUUGAGGAGAGUUUAUAGUCAAUAUCUAUGCCUCUAUCUAUUGAUUCAAAUGUCUAUUACAAAGGAAAUUAAGUUACAUUAGUUUAACAUAAUUUUCAAACUAAACAGUCUUUGAACUUUUAAUAAGGAGACUAACAUGGUUUUCUAACAAUUGAACACAAUCCGAUUCAAGGUCAACCACUUCACUGACAAAAAAUGCUAACAAAUAGACACAUUGAAAUAAUGUUGCCUCAUAGAAUGAAUGUGCUACAUGUGGCAAUGUAUUUAUGAUAUGAAACAAUAGCUGCAAGGUGAAUUCUGACUGGGGGAUUGUUUGACAUUGUUAUUCUGGACAGAUCUACAAUUCAAAGAAGGAUGUGAUCCAUUACAUUUCACACAAAUAUGUAACCCUGAAAGUUGUAGGAGUAGCAUUUAAAAUAUUUAGGGGAAUUCUGAUUAUUGUUUUGCAUCGUGGGUUGCAUAUAAAACAGCCACAGUUCAGCGUCAACAGAAUCCCAACUGAGAUUUGAAUCAAUGGAUUUUUUCAGCCUAAAUUGUAUGUCAUAAUCCCUCCAACCAAAGCUCUGCAUCUUUUCUAAUUGUUGCCAUGUAACGAAACAAAUAUAGCUUGUGCAGGGUGCUUGGCACAAUAAAUAGAGGCAAAAAUAAAAAGGCAUCAGUCCAUUGUGAAAUGGACCCACUUUUUUCAUCUUUGUACUUAAGUUUAACCUGAAUUAAGCCGUCAUGAUAAACAAUGUGAUGCUGAAUAUCUGAAACUGGUUCUUUGAUUAACAAUUUGUUCAGGACAAUAUACUCAUUAUUCCAAAAUUUUUCUUUCAAUGUCUGAGAGAUAUGAGCCCGAAGCGUUGAUGAUACACUCUGAACCUGAGAAUUUAUACCUGAUGUAGUGCUGCUGCUGGUACAUGUAACUGUGGCUCCACUGCCUGCUGGGUGGGUACAGACUGUACAGCAGGGGUUGCCCACUACGAUCUCAUAAACAGGCUGUAGGGGUACCGCUGUUUUUAUGAAUUGUCGGUUCCAGUUUAUUUCAUCAGCAGCACUGUAAACAUGACAAGUCAGGAACAGUUAAGUUUGGAGUCAUAUAGAUUUGAGCCCGUUCUUUCACAAGAAGGAAUUGAGAAAAGAAGACGUUCAUUAGAGUCGCAGACCAAGCAGACGGUACACGUUUCUUCAUACAAAUGUCCCGAACCUCAACUUGUCAUUACGCAGAUGAUGAAUCCACAAUUUACAUAACCUUUUCUUUUCAGAUUCAGAUGACUUGGUUGGGUCAAGAAUUUCGAGGAAAAAAAUUCACAUCUCCCCUUCGCAAUAGUGCAAUUAACAGCUUGACAGGAAGCAUCAACCUAUUAAUUCGUAAAAUCUACCAUAUCACAUGCAUAUCGUAGAAUCUCAUCAAAACCAGAACAGACUGUGUGACGUCAAAAUUAUUGAUUUUUGAUGAUGUAGUGCUAGUUGCUGGUACAUGUAACUGUGGCUCCACUGACUGUUGGGUGGGUACAGACUGUACAGCAGGGGUUGGGGCAUCUGCGAUCUCAUAAACAGGCUGUAGGGGUACUGAUUGGGCACGUGAUCCAUGGCUGACUAUGUAACUUCUUCCUGAAACUGAGGUAGCUGCCUCUGAAUUAAGACUGGCAACUGACGUGGGAAUGUUAAGAGUCAAUGGAUGAUGCGGAAGCCUUGGUGGUUACUGUGGUAACUACUACACAAUGAUCAAGGGAUGUCUUUGCCGAUGGACGGGCAUAUGGGCUCUUUGCCUUAGAUGCUCUCGUUUUAUGGUCUCUCAACAUGGUUCAUGAAACAAAAGAAACUGCAUAAAUAUUUUUUAUUAUUUUUUAUACCCCCGAAAGAAGUUCAGGGGGGGUAUAUAGGAAUCACUCUGUCUGUCCGUCCGUCUGUCUGUGCAGAUUCGUGUCCGGGCCAUAACUGCUUUGUUCUUUGACUUAGGCAUACCAUAUUUGGCACACAUGUUGAUCACCAUGAGACGAUGUGUCGAGUACCUUCAUGACCUCUAUAUGACCUUGACCCUUGACCUCAAGGUCAAAACUAUAAGUUUUUUACAAUGGAUUUGUGUCCGGACCAUAACUUCUUUGUUCUUUGACAUAGGCAUAUCAUAUUUGACACAUGAGUGUAUCACCAUGAGAUGAUGUGUCAUGUACCUUCAUGACCUCCAUAUGACCUUGACAUCAAGGUAAAAAUUAAAGGUUUUUACAAUGGAUUCGUGUCAGGGCCAUGACUUCUUUGUUCUUUGACAUAGCCAUACCAUAUUUGACACAUGAGUGUAUCACCAUGAGACGAUGUGUCGGGUACCUUCAUGACUUCUAUAUGACCUUGAACUUUGACCUCAAGGUCAAAAUUGAUCAUAGGGUUUUGACAUAAUCAUACCAUAAUACAUGGGUGUAUCACCAUGAGAUUAUGUGUCAUGUACAUUCAUGACCUCUUUAUGACCUUGACCUUUGAUCUCAAGGUCAAAAUUAUAGGUUUAUGCCAUGGAUUUGUGUUCGGACUAUAUCUUCCAUUUUCUUCUACAAAGGCAUACCAUAUUUUUACACUCAGGAAAGAGGUAAUUUAUACCUAUUAACAACACCCUUUGGGAGAUUGGGGUAAGCGGGGGGUAUUCUUAGUGAACAUUGCUCACAGUACCUCUUGUUUUUUAUUAUUUUCAUUUCUUUUACUUUUAUUAGUUUAGCAUAAUAUAUAUUUCAUUGAGACUGUAAUUUACUUCUGUUAACUUCACUGAAUUAUUUUGGAAAGCUUUUUUCUUUCUUCUUUUUUUUGGCUGACCUACCAGGCUGAGCUGAUUUUAUUCAAAAUAAAAUAAUAUUCAUUAAAGGUUGAAUAAAACGACUAAAUUUCACAUUAAACAAUUCAAUUAAUUUAUCCUAUGUAACGUCCGAUUAAUUUCACAAGCUCAUUUUACCUUUAUCCUCGUGAUGCUUCAGAUCAGUUUCUUAGUUAAAUUUCUGCCACCUUGCAGCUUUCUUGUUCAGCAGGAAAAGGAUGUUACACUUGAGCAUGCAUAAGUAUAAAAUACUACGAGUUAUCAUUCUUCCUAUUAAUAGAGAUGUUUCUGAACAUGAAUCUGCAGGUCUAUUAAUUUUGCCAAUAUGUUCUUACCAAAAUUACUCACCUUUGACCUGACCCAAAACUUCUCAGAAGUUUUACUUUCACAUCAUGUAGUACAGUUCUUAAUGAGCAUUUUCAUACCAAAAAAUACAUACCCAUCCAGCAAGGUGUGAGAAUUUGUUUACAUUGAAGUCAAGCACAUGCAAAAUCAGCUGGUCAAAAGCUAAAUCACCCACAUCUACAACAAAAAUUAAAAAAAAUAUUUAAAUUCUUCUUUCAUGUUUUUUACUCCCAACAUUUCAAACACAAUACUUGAAUUUACACUUCACAAAAAAUUGGAGAGCCUACCUCAUAAGGAAAGUCCCAUAAUACAAGCAAAGUUCCCGGAAUUAUUUUCUUUCGGCCAUGAUUCAACAUGAACCUCCACAUAAAUAUAGUGAUGCAACCUGCAAUAAAAAUAUGGUUUCUUUAAAUUUUAAUAAACUUCAUAAAAAAGAAGUUGAAUGAUAUGUAUGUGUGACUGUACAUUCAUUUUUUUUUUUUAAAUUUCUGAUCUUUAUGAAGUGGAACAGGCAUAUGAGGUGUGUUUGGAUGAAAUUGAGCCCAUUUUGAGCAAUUCUGAUAGAAAAUGUAUGUGUGUGAAAUUUGGAUUUUUCACCUAUUUGUAAUUGAUGACAGUGAUUUUUUUUUAUAUGGAAGGCCUUCCCUUGUAUGUAGGAAAAUUGUUGGUGAUUUUAUGUGGUAUAUUUAUAUUCUAUUGAGAUUUGAUGUGUAAAAUUUGCAAUUGAAAUGUGAUGAUGUUCUUAAUUAAACUUAUCAUAUUUAA